UCCGCAACCGCGCCCGCGCCGCCAUCAAGAUCUGGGCGGCGGCGGGGCUAGACCGGGGGCGCGCUCGCUCGGGAGCGCGCUCAUGCAGCGGUUUUCUUCUCCCACAAUCCAGAGGCAGCUGCGCGGGAGGGGCGGGGAAUCGGCGGAAGGAUAUCGGCGCGGAGGGAGCAGCGCGCUCCCUUUGACCGCGGAUCCGCGGCGCUGGCGGGAGGCGAGGGGUGGGGUGUGAUGCGGCACUGCGGUUCUGAGGCCGUUACUCCGACUCCUCCAUAGAGGGCGGAGGAGGCUGGAGUGCGGCGGUGAUUUUGUGCCAGGGAUUCCCAGGGACGCGCUGAAAAGGCUGGCAGGGCUUAGGAAGCUGGAGGGUUAGGGACACACAUUCGAGCCCCCACCCCCGGGAGGGGAAGGGGGCUGGAGACGAGGCUUGAGGGCGGCGGAGGGAUGGUGUCUACUCUGGGGGAAGGGGCGAGCCCUGCCUGUUGGUGCUGAGGGGCUACGGACAGUGGAGGCUCCGCCGGUCGAAAGCAGCUCCAUGCCCAUCGGUGGGUGUAACGUGUAGAGGUCGGAACGCCGAGGUCUAGUCUGGCGGCUCCUCGGAAUCCUUAAACGUGGUCUCUGUCUAACGUAUUUCAUUUAGUCCACGUUGGGAUUGAUUCAUUGGGGGCAGUUUCACUGGUCUGGCUCCUCCAGAGGCUGGACAACCUUGACGGGCUUUUUGUCUUGGGCUCCAGCCCCCUUUCCCUUCCUCCUCCUCCAGAUGCCUUUUCUCUGCCUCUCCUCGCCCGGUACAGACAUUUCCAGGGCAGGCUGCUGCUCGUGGUGGCCGUCGUCGAAGCCACUUCUUGGGAUUUCGUCUCGUUUCCCUCUGGGGUGUUUUUUGAGGAGGGAGAGUUUCCCCCUCCUACACGAUGGGAUUUUCCUCCCUUACCGAAAUGGAUUUUCAUUGAUUUCUACUUACUUCCACGUUUAAUGACCUAUUCCCUAGGCGUAUUUUUGUGGUAGUUCCUUUUUUUCAAAUACAUACUCUGUAAAAUGGAGAACGAAAUUUUUACUCCCCUUCUGGAGCAGUUCAUGACCAGCCCCUUGGUCACUUGGGUUAAAACGUUUGGACCUCUGGCUGCAGGAAAUGGGACCAACCUUGAUGAAUAUGUGGCUUUGGUGGAUGGGGUAUUCUUGAACCAGGUCAUGCUCCAAAUUAAUCCUAAAUUGGAGAGUCAGAGAGUAAACAAAAAAGUCAAUAAUGAUGCCUCCCUUAGAAUGCAUAAUCUAUCCAUUUUGGUGAGACAGAUAAAAUUUUACUACCAGGAGACUUUGCAGCAAUUAAUCAUGAUGUCGUUGCCAAAUGUCUUAAUCAUUGGCAAAAAUCCCUUUUCUGAACAAGGCACAGAAGAAGUUAAAAAACUGCUUUUACUUUUAUUGGGUUGCGCAGUUCAGUGUCAGAAGAAAGAAGAAUUUAUUGAAAGAAUUCAAGGUUUAGAUUUUGAUACAAAAGCAGCAGUUGCCGCACAUAUUCAAGAGGUAACUCAUAAUCAGGAAAAUGUGUUUGACCUGCAAUGGAUGGAAGUGACUGAUAUGUCGCAGGAGGACAUAGAACCACUCUUGAAAAAUAUGGCAUUGCAUCUAAAAAGACUUAUAGAUGAGAGAGAUGAACAUUCAGAGACUAUCAUAGAACUCUCUGAAGAGCGGGAUGGUCUUCAUUUUCUACCCCAUGCCUCUUCAUCUGCACAAUCACCCUGUGGUUCUCCAGGCAUGAAGCGAACAGAAAGUCGACAACAUCUGUCAGUGGAACUGGCAGAUGCUAAAGCCAAGAUAAGAAGGCUUAGGCAGGAAUUGGAGGAAAAGACUGAACAAUUGUUGGAUUGUAAACAGGAACUUGAGCAAAUGGAAAUAGAACUCAAAAGGCUGCAACAAGAGAACAUGAAUUUGCUUUCGGAUGCUCGCUCUGCCAGAAUGUACCGAGAUGAAUUAGAUGCACUUCGAGAGAAAGCAAUCAGAGUUGAUAAGCUUGAAAGUGAAGUAAGCAGAUAUAAAGAGAGACUACAUGAUAUUGAAUUUUAUAAGGCAAGAGUUGAGGAAUUAAAAGAAGACAAUCAAGUUUUAUUAGAAACAAAAACCAUGUUGGAAGACCAACUAGAAGGAACUCGUGCUCGUUCUGAUAAAUUACAUGAAUUGGAAAAAGAGAACUUACAACUAAAAGCUAAACUUCAUGAUAUGGAAAUGGAACGAGAUAUGGAUAGAAAAAAAAUUGAAGAAUUAAUGGAAGAAAAUAUGACUUUGGAAAUGGCACAGAAACAAAGUAUGGAUGAAUCAUUACAUCUUGGCUGGGAGCUGGAACAGAUAUCCAGAACUAGUGAACUUUCUGAAGCACCACAGAAAUCCUUGGGCCAUGAGGUGAAUGAGUUAACCUCAAGUAGAUUAUUGAAGCUAGAGAUGGAAAACCAAAGUUUGACAAAAACCGUAGAAGAGCUUCGGACUACUAUGGAUUCUGUAGAAGGCAACGCUUCCAAAAUCCUAAAAAUUGAAAAAGAAAAUCAGAGACUCAGUAAAAAGGUUGAAAUUCUUGAAAACGAGAUUAUUCAAGAAAAGCAAAGUCUUCAGAAUUGUCAGAAUUUAAGCAAGGAUCUAAUGAAAGAGAAAGCUCAGCUUGAAAAAACAAUUGAAACACUGAGAGAAAAUUCAGAGAGACAGAUUAAGAUAUUGGAACAGGAAAAUGAACAUCUGAAUCAAACAGUGUCUUCCUUAAGGCAGCGGUCCCAGAUAAGUGCAGAAGCAAGAGUGAAAGACAUUGAAAAAGAAAACAAAAUUCUCCAUGAAUCUAUCAAAGAAACAAGUAGCAAGCUAAGCAAGAUUGAAUUUGAAAAAAGACAAAUUAAAAAAGAAUUGGAACUUUAUAAAGAAAAAGGAGAAAGAGCAGAAGAACUUGAAAAUGAAUUGCAUCAUCUUGAAAAAGAAAAUGAAUUGUUACAGAAAAAAAUAACUAAUUUAAAAAUUACUUGUGAGAAAAUUGAGGCCUUAGAACAAGAAAAUUCAGAGCUAGAAAGAGAAAAUAGAAAAUUUAAAAAAACAUUGGAUAGCUUUAAGAACCUGACCUUUCAGUUAGAAUCCCUAGAAAAAGAGAAUUCCCAACUUGAUGAGGAAAACUUAGAACUGCGAAGGAAUGUAGAAUCUUUGAAGUGUGCAAGCAUCAAAAUGGCUCAGCUACAGCUAGAAAACAAAGAACUGGAAAGCGAAAAAGAGCAACUUAAGAAAGGUUUGGAGCUCCUGAAAGCAUCUUUCAAGAAAACAGAACGCUUAGAAGUUAGCUACCAGGGUUUAGAUAUAGAAAAUCAAAGACUGCAAAAAGCUUUAGAGAACAGCAAUAAAAAAAUCCAGCAAUUAGAGAGUGAACUACAAGACUUAGAGAUGGAAAAUCAAACAUUGCAAAAAAACCUAGAAGAACUAAAAAUAUCUAGCAAAAGACUUGAACAGCUGGAAAAAGAAAAUAAAUCAUUAGAGCAAGAGACUUCUCAAUUGGAAAAGGAUAAGAAACAAUUGGAGAAGGAAAAUAAGAGACUUCGACAACAAGCAGAAAUUAAAGAUACCACAUUAGAAGAAAAUAAUGUGAAGAUUGGAAAUUUGGAAAAAGAAAACAAAACCCUAUCCAAAGAAAUUGGUAUAUGUAAAGAAUCUUGUAUCCGUCUAAAAGAAUUAGAAAAAGAAAAUAAGGAGCUUGUGAAAAGAGCAACUAUUGAUAUAAAAACGUUGGUUACACUACGUGAGGAUUUGGUGAGUGAAAAAUUGAAGACCCAACAGAUGAACAAUGAUCUCGAAAAAUUAACUCAUGAGCUUGAGAAGAUAGGGUUAAAUAAGGAGCGACUCUUACAUGAUGAGCAAAGUACUGAUGACAGUAGGUAUAAACUUUUGGAAUCAAAAUUAGAAUCCACUCUUAAGAAGUCUCUUGAAAUAAAAGAAGAAAAAAUUGCUGCUUUAGAAGCUCGAUUAGAAGAGUCCACGAAUUAUAACCAGCAGUUGCGCCAAGAACUUAAAACAGUGAAAAAAAAUUAUGAAGCUCUCAAACAGAGACAGGAUGAGGAAAGGAUGGUACAGAGCUCUCCUCCAACAUCUGGUGAAGACAACAGAUGGGAACGAGAAAGUCAAGAAACGACUAGAGAACUUCUGAAAGUUAAAGACAGAUUAAUUGAAGUAGAAAGAAAUAAUGCUACACUGCAAGCAGAGAAACAAGCAUUGAAAACUCAACUGAAGCAGCUUGAGACACAGAACAGUAAUUUGCAGGCUCAGAUUCUUGCACUGCAGAGGCAGACAGUGUCAUUACAGGAACAGAAUACUACUCUUCAAACACAGAAUGCCAAGCUUCAGGUUGAAAAUUCCACCCUUAAUUCCCAAAAUACCUCACUUAUGAACCAGAAUGCACAACUCCUAAUCCAGCAGUCUUCCUUAGAAAAUGAAAAUGAAUCUGUAAUCAAAGAUCGGGAAGACCUAAAAUCUCUCUAUGAUUCUCUGAUAAAAGAUCAUGAAAAACUGGAACUUCUUCAUGAACGUCAGGCUUCUGAGUAUGAAUCUCUUAUCUCUAAACAUGGAACUCUAAAGUCUGCCCACAAAAACCUUGAGGUGGAACACAGAGACCUUGAAGACCGUUACAAUCAGUUACUAAAACAGAAAGGACAAUUGGAGGAUUUGGAAAAGAUGCUCAAAGUAGAACAAGAAAAAAUGCUACUUGAAAAUAAAAACCAUGAAACAGUAGCUGCAGAAUACAAGAAACUUUGUGGUGAAAAUGAUAGGUUGAAUCAUACUUAUAGUCAACUUUUAAAAGAGACUGAAGUUUUACAAACUGACCAUAAAAAUUUGAAAAGUCUUCUGAAUAAUUCCAAACUGGAACAAACAAGAUUAGAAGCUGAAUUUUCAAAGCUAAAGGAACAAUACCAACAAUUGGAUAUUACAUCCACUAAGCUGAAUAACCAGUGUGAGUUACUAAGCCAACUUAAAGGAAAUUUAGAAGAAGAAAAUCGACAUCUACUAGAUCAAAUUCAGACAUUAAUGCUACAGAACAGAACACUUUUGGAGCAGAAUAUGGAAAGCAAGGAUCUUUUUCAUGUUGAACAAAGACAGUACAUUGAUAAGUUAAAUGAAUUAAGACGUCAGAAGGAGAAAUUAGAAGAGAAAAUUAUGGAUCAGUACAAAUUUUAUGACCCAUCUCCUCCUAGAAGGAGAGGCAACUGGAUUACUCUAAAAAUGAGAAAAUUGAUAAAGUCUAAGAAAGAUAUUAAUCGGGAACGUCAGAAAUCUCUAACAUUAACACCUACCCGCUCAGACUCCAGUGAAGGAUUUCUUCAGCUCCCCCAUCAAGACAGUCAAGAUAGUUCUUCAGUAGGUUCAAACUCUUUAGAAGAUGGCCAGACCUUGGGAACCAAGAAAAGCAGCAUGGUUGCACUGAAAAGACUGCCCUUUUUGAGGAACAGACCGAAGGAUAAAGACAAAAUGAAGGCCUGCUACCGUCGUUCCAUGUCCAUGAAUGACCUGGUGCAGUCCAUGGUCCUAGCAGGACAGUGGACAGGUAGUACUGAGAAUUUGGAAGUUCCUGAUGAUAUUUCAACGGGUAAAAGGAGAAAAGAAUUGGGAGCUAUGGCCUUCUCUACUACAGCCAUCAACUUUUCAACUGUCAACUCUUCUGCAGGCUUCAGAUCCAAGCAGUUGGUUAAUAAUAAAGAUACUACAUCCUUUGAAGACAUAAGUCCACAAGGUGUUAGUGAUGAUUCUAGCACGGGAUCAAGAGUUCAUGCUUCAAGACCAGCCAGCCUUGAUAGUGGCAGAACAUCCACUAGCAAUAGCAAUAAUAAUGCUUCCCUACAUGAAGUCAAAGCAGGUGCAGUUAACCAAAGCAGGCCACAAAGCCACAGCAGUGGAGAAUUUAGCCUGCUUCAUGAUCAUGAGGCUUGGUCCAGCAGUGGUAGCAGUCCAAUCCAGUACUUGAAAAGACAGACCAGAUCAAGUCCAGUGCUCCAGCACAAAAUACCUGAAACACUAGAGAGUCGACAUCGCAAGAUCAAAACUGGUUCCCCAGGGAGUGAGGUUGUUACUCUACAACAGUUUUUGGAAGAAAGCAAUAAGCUUACCUCAAUACAGAUCAAGUCCUCAAGUCAAGAGAAUCUUUUAGAUGAAGUAAUGAAAAGUUUGUCUGUCUCUUCUGACUUUUUGGGAAAAGACAAACCAGUUAGCUGUGGUCUGGCCAGGUCAGUAAGCGGAAAAACCCCAGGGGACUUCUAUGAUAGACGGACAAUUAAGCCUGAGUUUUUGAGACCCGGUCCUCGAAAAACUGAAGAUACCUACUUCAUUAGUUCUGCAGGAAAACCUACACCAGGCACUCAAGGAAAGAUAAAAUUAGUAAAAGAAUCUUCUCUGUCACGACAAUCAAAAGAUAGUAACCCUUAUGCCACUUUACCUCGUGCAAGCAGCGUGAUAUCUACUGCUGAAGGAACUACACGAAGGACAAGCAUCCAUGAUUUUUUGACCAAGGACAGUAGACUGCCUGUAUCAGUUGAUUCACCACCAGCUGCUGCUGACAGCAACACCACUGCAGCAUCUAAUGUGGACAAAGUACAAGAAAGCAGAAAUUCAAAAAUCAGGUCUAGGGAGCAACAAAGCUCCUAAUUCUGUUACCCACUACAUGACAUGUGGGCCAAGUGAGAGAAAAGUGUCCUUCAGUUUCUCAGUAUGAAGCCUUUAUUUCUGAAGUAACAAGACACCUAGCAACUAUAGGAAUCAUUUUUAAAAAUCUUUAAGGAGACUUUUAACAGUCCUUCGUGAAUAGAGCAGGCAAGAAAUACAAACCUUCAUUCCUUGAAUCAAGGAGCACUACUGGAUUCAACUGCCAAAAUUUUUAAAAGGUUUUAGGACUUACUGUACGUUGUACUGUUAAGAUCUACUGAAUAAAGGAUGAUCUCUCGCUAAGGACCAAGUGUUUUAAAGUUAAGUGUUUAAAGAAGUACUCCAAGAACAAUCUGCUCUUUUCAUCAUUUGUUUUAUGAAUUUAUCCAUGUUUGCUUAAUGCUUCUGCUAAGUAUUAGCCAAAAUCUAGCCAUUUAUAUUUAGUUGUGUAAAUCUAAAUUAAAUGCUGUAGUAUUUUGUGGAAUGUACUAUAUAGCAAGAUACAGAGAGAAUUGUUUUGGCAUGUCAGAGCCUUAUUUCGUUAGCAGACUGCAUGUGUCGGUACUUUUUUUUCCCUUAAAGCCAAUUAUUUUGAUGCAAAACAAAUUCAGUUUAUAAGAAUAAAUCUGAAAAAUCCAUAAUGAAAUAGGAGUUAUAAAAAAUUUAUAGGGAUAUUAACCUUUCUACAUUCCCCAUUAAGCAACACUAAGCAUGCAUACAUUAAUCCAAGGUAAAGAGUGUUUUUCUGAAACUUUUUUAGUAAGAUGGUUUUCCAGCAAAUGGCAUUCCUAGGAUAAAGCUAUUGUGCUUUAACUCAUUUCUUUUCUUUGGUAUUGGGUUAUGUAUGUGUGUGUAUUUUUUUAACCUGAGAGCUGACUAUUGCUUAAGAAGUUUUCUUAUGGCAAAAAUAAUGUAAAUAACUUACUAUGAGCUGCAUUUUGCCAGAAACUCAUUUAUAAUUAAGGCUAUCAUUUAUUAAUGACUUUUUGUUUUUCUCCUUUGUAAUAUUACAUUAAAGUUGAUACUUAUUAUUGGUACUUUUGAAAUUUUUGUAUGCAUUUGUUACCUUUAAACAUUUGGAAGAAGCACAAAAAAACAGAUUUAGUUAACCCAGGGAAACAUCAAUUUUUUUAGUAGUUCCAAUUUUAUAUCACAGUUUUAUUUUCUUAUGAAAUCAAAAAAUACAUUGAUACUCAUUAAUGCAAAUUCAUUAUUUAACAUCAAUAUCAGUAAUCUUCAAGGUCUGAAAUGAGAAAGAUACUGACUUUUUAAAAUUUUAACAGUGUACUUCUUAGGCUUUCAUUACCAGCUCUAAAGAACUUUUUGGAAUAAUUCCAUAUUCCAUAGUGUGUGGUUUAUGAGUUGUGGGUUUCAUCACUAACCCAGUAACCAUGAGAAAAGUCUCUGUCCCUCCCUCUCUCUUUCUCUCUCUCUCCCUCCCUCUCCUCCUCCUCCUCCUCCUCUCUGUCUCUCUCUCGUAGGCCAGUAGCAAUGUUGUGUUCAUAGUCUAUUUUCCAAAAGACUAUCAAUAAAAAAGAGAGUAUGUUUAAACUGAAAUGGAAUUUCAAGAACUUGAACUUACUUAGGUACUUCAAUGCCACCUGUAACUUAGGUUUUACCACCAAAUGCUAUUAAUAUUAAAUCAUUUUGAAACUCUUGGAUGAAAGGUGCUAUACAAAUGUAAAUACAAAGAAUUCUUACUAACAUACAAAUAAUGUACAACAGAAAUAUUUAAAACCUAUUCUGUAGACUCUGAAACAUCUCUCUCUGUUGUAACUCCCUGGAUUCAUUGGUAAUAGGUGUCAGAGCAGUCUAGAGACACUUGCAUGUCAAAAAUGUACAUCCAUUUUUAGGUAGAUAAAAGUAAACAUAGAAAUUAUGUUAUGGCUAAAUACAGUAAGUGGGUAACUUAAAUUUAUAUUGGCUAGCAUCUAAUUUGCACAACUAGAAUACAUCCCAGAACAAUUACUGAAAAGCUGAAAUUUAAUGAGUGGUGAGGUAGUCCAAUGAGGGUGAAUGAUAUCACAGCUUGACCUCUCCAGAACACUAAUAUCCCAAAACAGAGAACAUGCUGGGUUAAGCACAUUAGUGCUUCAAGCAGAAAAGGCUCGAGAACAGCCUGUAAAGUAGGCUGACCCUGAGAAGGGACAAUUAAAGAGACAACCAAGGGAAUAAAUUAAGACUAGAAAAAUAUGAAUAAUCUCAGUUAUAUUCUUCACAAUUUUCAUACCAUUUCAAGAAAGGAUUAGAUAGGAGUAACCACAUGAAUAUUUUACUUUCUCCAAUAUACCCUGAGAAACAAAUUUUGUAGGAAGCCACUCUUUUUCCUUAAACUUUUCUGCCAAACAAUAAUGAAGCCAACUGGAAACUAAUCGGAGCCAUUUUCAUUUUCUUAAUGGGCCUGACAUGCUUUAAAUUAUCUGGCUCUAUUCUAAAUCAACACCUAAACCCCUAAGGAAACUGAAGAAUCAAUAUACAGGGUAAUACCUUUGGCGCAGAGCUCCAAUAAUGUGAUUCAGAUCUGGCCAUGUGGAAAUGCUUUCGUCCAAAUUUUUGAAUUGGUGGUUACCAAAGAGUUCACAAAACAGGUCUGUAUGUAGCACCUUUCAUGCAAGGCAUGUUAAAAGCCUCUUUUAAAAUCACUGUGCAUAUUAUAGAAUUGUAGCCAACUCACAAUGAAGUACUACAGCCUGUGCUGUCUUAAUGGUUUAUGUCAGGAAAUGAAAAAGAUACUGUACCAAAUCUGGAAUUACAAUGAGGAGUAAUAAUGUAUGCUAAAUGACUUUUGUAUCUUACUUUUGGGGAGAAAAGUGAAUUUUUGUGUUUUUCUUUUCAGCUACACUUAGUCCUGAGAUGUAUUUUUUUUCUUUAAUUCUUGAAUUAAUACAAAAGGAACCCAUUUUAUAUAUAAACCUUGAUGUACAUGUUGAGAUAUUUGGACAAUGAACAUGCCUUAAAAGGAAUGCAUAUGGAUAAAGUUGCACUUAUAACACCCUUCAACAAAAUCUGAUUUUAAGUUGUCUUUUUCUUUUCUAUUAAGGGUUUUCUUUUUCAGUGUCUACCAUUGUACUUAUAACUGUUAUUAAAUACCAAAUCAAAUAAUAUAAAAGCUGUAACAUUUCCUUUAAAACUAAUGCUAGUAAGGGAUUUAGAGUUGAAUGGCAAAAUGUUUAUUACUUAGCAAUACCUGAUGUCAGUCACGGGCAUCCAACUCAUGACAAGAGACGUCACUGUUUAAUUGUUUUUUAAAAAACAUUUUUCAUUUUGUUUCGCCUUCACAAAUUAAGUUGGAUUAACAUUCACAUAUCAAACUAAUAUAAAAAAAUAAAAACAAGAGGUGAUUUUUGUA
Molecule: messenger RNA, 9991 nt
Organism: Callithrix jacchus (white-tufted-ear marmoset)
Lineage: Eukaryota; Metazoa; Chordata; Mammalia; Primates; Cebidae
Gene: CCDC88A
Product: coiled-coil and HOOK domain protein 88A
Biological process (GO): cytoplasmic microtubule organization; cytoskeleton-dependent intracellular transport
Cellular component (GO): centrosome; cytoplasm
Molecular function (GO): microtubule binding; dynein light intermediate chain binding
Source: RefSeq, a predicted model, not a curated record